AAAUGUGUUGGUAUCAACGUGACUUGCGUAUUUGUAGCUAUAUGUGCCAUCAAUUUAAAAAUCCCCAGGCAAUAAUAAUUGAUUCAUUAGCUGCCAAUUACAUAUUUCAAUUGGGUAGCAUCAUUAUUGAAAUUAAUAUUAGGACAAGUGCCAAUAACACCAAGAUCAAUCCACCUUUAUAAAAUAUUUAAUUCUUAAAUUAUCAUAAAAUUUUUUCCUUGAUUCAUAAUAAAAAAAAAUAUAAACCCUACAACAAAGAAAUAAAUAAAUAAAAAAAUAAAAAUAAGAGUGAUAUUGAAACUUUCUAUUUUUAAUAUGAAGCAAAAGAGUUUUGAUUUUGCAAAUGAAUAUAUUUCAACUUAAAAUAGAUUGAUCAUACGUAUGCAUCGUAUGUAUAUGUGUAUAUUUUUAACGUAAAUACUAGAACGAUGAAAGUGGCUUUCCAGUGAAAAAAAAGAAAGAAAAAAAAACAGUUGACUUGAUAUUUAUAAAAUAUAAUAAUAAUUAAAACAACAAUAACAAAAUAAAACACAAAUUUCAAGUGUUAUUUCUACUGAUUGUGACCUUGGAGCAACAACAGAGAUCAAGACUAGCUAGUGUCCUCGUCAUCAUCAUCAUUAAUACCAUCAUUAUCACCAUCAUAUCAUCACACCAUGGCGGAGGAUGAAAUUCUUCCAGUAGAUAUUAUUUAUUGUAUGGCCAAGGAUGGUUUAUCAAUGGCACUUUACACUCAUCUAAGUGAAAAAUCUGAUGAUGUUUCUAAUUCACUAAUUAAUCAGGUUGUUGAACAAGAUGGACAAAGAACAAGUCCAUUUAUAAUUGCAGCACGUCAUGGACAAGAUAAAGUUAUUAAAAUGUUGCUUGAUAAAUAUAAACCAGAUUUGGAGCAAGAAGGUACUGUUAAAUUUGAUGGAUAUAUUAUUGAAGGUGCAAGUCCACUUUGGUGUGCAGCAGGAGCUGGACAUUUAAAUGCUGUUAAAACUCUUGUUAGAGCUGGAGCUGAUGUUAAUCAUCCAACAAAUACAAGUUCAACACCACUAAGAGCAGCAUGUUUUGAUGGUAGACUUGAUAUUGUUAGUUAUUUAACACAACAUGACGCUAAUAUACAUUUAGCAAAUAAAUAUAAUAAUACAUGUCUCAUGAUUGCUGCUUAUAAAGGCCACUUUAAUAUUGUAUCAUUUUUACUUGAAAAUGGAGCUGAUCCAAAUGAAAAAGCAUUAUGUGGUGCAACAGCUUUACAUUUUGCAUCAGAAUGUGGUCAUUGUUCAAUUGUUAAAAUUUUACUUAAAUUUGGAGCUAAAAUAAUGAAAAAUGAAAUUGGUAUGACACCACUUAUUGUUGCUGCUGAACGUACAAGAUCAAGUGUUGUUGAAACCCUAGUUGAUGAUAAAUAUGCAACAAAAGAAGAAAAAAUUGAAGCAUAUGAAUUACUUGGUGCAUCAUUUGCAAAUGAUAAAGAUAAUUAUUGUCUAACAAAAGCAUAUUAUUAUUUACAUGAAGCUAUGAAGUUAAGAUACAGUGAUCCUGAUAAUAUAAUUUAUAAAAAAAUAAUUGAACCAGUACCAGCAUAUGAACAUUGGCAUGAAUCAGAAACACUAGCAUCACUUGAAAAUAUACAAUAUGAUGCAAAUUCAAUACAUAUGGAAUCAUUAUCAAUACGUGAACGUAUAUUAGGUAAACAUAAUCCAGAAGUACCACAUCCAAUUGUUUAUAGAGGUGCUGUACUUGCUGAUAAUGCUAGAUUUGAUAGAUGUAUUGAUUUAUGGCUACAUGCAUUAAAAUUAAGACAACAAAAUAAUAUAUCUGUUGCCAAAGAUUUAUUAAGAUUUGCUCAAGUAUUUUCACAAAUGGUACAUGUUGGUAUUGAUUUACAAUUUUUUCAAGUUAUGAAUGUACUUGAAGCAAGUAUCAUUGAACUUGGUAAAAAUAAAUUAAAAAUAGAUAAUCCAGAUAUUAAAGAAGACAUUGAACAAUAUAUUGAAGAAUCAGAAUCAAAUAUAACAUCAACAUUAUAUAUAUUAACAAUAUUAGUUAAAUUAAUGACAUUAAAUGAAAAAGCAUAUGAAAAAGAUAUGAUUGAAAAAGCACGUUUUCUUGUACAUAAAUUAUGCUCAUUAAAAAUGACAUUACGUGAUGGACAAACAUUUUUACAUCUUGCUGUUAAUUCAAAAACACCAGUUGAUGAUUUUCAUACAAAUGAUGUAUGUAAAUUUCCAUGUUCAGCAACAUCAAAAUUAUUAAUACAAUGUGGUGCUGAUGUUAAUGCAAUGGAUAAUGAUAGAAAUACACCAUUACAUUUAAUAGUUACAUAUCAAAAACCAAUUAGUGAUUUUAUGACAUUACAUUGUAUUAUACUUGAAUUAAUUGAAGCUGGUGCACAUAUGGAUACAAUUAAUUGUCAAGGUGAAUCACCAUAUGAUGCAGCAACAACUGGUGUUGCUGAAAUUAUAUUACGUACACAAACUAAAUUAUCAUUACAAUGUAUGGCUGCUAAAGCUGUUAAAACAUAUAAUUUAUCAUAUGCUGGUAAUGUACCAAGAUCACUUGAAAGUUUUAUUGAACUUCAUGGUCCUGGAUUACAUCAGGGAUAAUAAAUAAUAAUAAAUAUUAUAUAUUAAAUAAUUAAGUUACAUUAAAUCAAUCAGAUCAAAGUCCUUAUGUCAAUCCAAUUGGAUUCUUUGGGUUCCGGGUGUUUUUACAAUUUUAUUUUAUUGGUUUUAGGCUCUUUGAAAAAUUUAUUAACCAAAGCCUAUUUUAAUUUUAACAAUUUGUAACAAUUAUUAUUGUAAAGGCACCAGAACCACAAGAAAAAAAAAAAAAGAAAUUAUCACUCGAAUUGGCUUUUGACCUGGUUGAUUUGAAAUAGCUUGACCCCUAUAUAUAUAUAUAUGUAUAAUUUUUAUGAAUAAAUUAACAAUAUUUUAAUGUUUAACUUAUCGUAAAAAAAAAUCGUCAAUUUGUACUAUUAGACUGAAAAAACUAAGAGUUUAAAAAUAAUUUAUAAUUAAAACAAAAAAAAAAAACCAACAAAUAAUUGUAAUUUAUUUUUCCUAGUUAAUAAUUAAAACAAAAAAAUACUAUAAUUUUAAA
Molecule: messenger RNA, 3090 nt
Organism: Aphidius gifuensis
Lineage: Eukaryota; Metazoa; Arthropoda; Insecta; Hymenoptera; Braconidae
Product: protein fem-1 homolog B-like
Exons: 5
Coding region: 654-2591 (645 amino acids)
Molecular function (GO): protein binding
Source: RefSeq, a predicted model, not a curated record